Molecule: messenger RNA, 1119 nt
Organism: Lodderomyces margitis
Lineage: Eukaryota; Fungi; Ascomycota; Pichiomycetes; Serinales; Debaryomycetaceae
Exons: 1
Coding region: 1-1119 (372 amino acids)
Source: RefSeq, a predicted model, not a curated record
AUGAAUGCAUUGAAAGAAACUAUACUCCGACUAACCAAGCCAGUGCCUGGACAUGUCCUACGACCUAAUACACACCCACCGGCACCAUUACCACGAAAAGCGAGUCAUACUGGCACCACUACAACUGCACUAUCGACUAGGAGCCAAAACACAAUCACAUUCGCCAAUGAGGCGCCAUCGAUACCGUAUCCCAUCACGUAUCGUAGAUUGCCCUAUCAGCAACUAUUUCGAGAGUUUCUUGAGCCUUUGGAUAUGCCCAAUUUGAAAACAUUCAACCAGGAGCAAUAUGUGUCUCACCACCACCAGCUGAAUAGACAACAAAACCACCAUGAUAAAUACGACGUUGCUGAUGCCAAACAUAAUUGGACUAAACGCAAAUCAACCAAUACCCAAGAUCAAUUAGAAGUAUAUUUCGAAAACCGCCAAAUAUUCCACAAGAUGCUUCGGUUUUUAGUUGACAUUACACCACCACAUUUGAAACACGUUCAAAGUGAAACUUAUAAACGUCACAUACUAACUCAAGAAUUGAACUCUCAACUAUAUUCAUCGAAUAAACUACACAAUUAUGGUGCCAUACCCAACUUGCCACAACCAUUAACGCAACAAAAUUUCACCAAUUAUAUUCAUGACUUGGUGCAUGUACUUCACCACUGGCAACGCGCCUCCAAAUUAUCAGGAAUUGUACCGCAAAUCCUUCUUGAUUCGCAUAACUUGUCGAAUUACAAGAUGGCCCCAUUCCGAUCAACAACAACCUACAACCAUCUUAUGCACUACUUUGGCGUACUCAAAAACCAAUCGUUCUUGGCACGAGCUCUCAUUGUAUGCAUGAACCGCGAUGGCCAUGGCAUAAACACCCACACGAUCAAUGUCAUGAUAGAUAUAGUUCGCCAACAAUCGCGAAUACGAUCACGCGCCAAUUCGUUGGCCUUGGUUUUAAAGUACUUGCAUUUGGCCAAUGAUGCCGGAGUUGAAAUCAAUUUGACGACGUGGUCGCGAACUUAUGAUAUUGUGAUUUCGCCAUAUUUGAAACAACAGUUUCUUGAGGAGAUGGAACAUCAAAAGAUUCCCAUACCUGAUGCAUUGUAUAGAAAGAUGAUUAGAGAUUUAGACCGCAUGUAA